This is a messenger RNA of Penaeus indicus, 1471 nucleotides long. Its product is annotated as major centromere autoantigen B-like. Lineage: Eukaryota; Metazoa; Arthropoda; Malacostraca; Decapoda; Penaeidae. The record is from RefSeq and is a predicted model, not a curated record. The transcript has 3 exons. The coding region runs from base 80 to 754 and encodes 224 amino acids.
UCCCCUCCCCUCUACCAAGCGUGCCUGCAGCUUCUUGCGCCUCGACCUUUUCCUCGUGGAAGCUCUGGAUUCUAUCGCCAUGAAGGCCCCUCAAGCCCUGCUCCUCGCCCUGGCCGCCGGCUGCGCCUGCGUGGCCUCGGCGAUGCGGCAGGUCGAGCUCGACCAGGUCGAGCCGCUGCAGCUCUCCUCCUUCGACGGCUACAAGUUCGGGAACUCCUUCGGCGCCGACGGAUACUACAGCUUCUUCUACCUGCUCCCGACGAGCUCGCGCUCCGAGCAGCGGACGGCCUCCGGCGAGGUCACGGGCGAGUACGCCUUCGUGGCCCCCGAGGGCGACGAGUUCGAGUUCCGCUACAGCGCCGGCGACGAGGGCUACCGCGUGGAGAGCGACGCGCUGCCCGUCGCGCCCGAGGACACGGACGAGGUGAAGAAGGCCAAGGAGGAGUUCUUCGCCGCCUACGAGAAGGCGCUCGAGCUGGCCGGCUCCUACGAAGAAGACGAGGAGUCGUCAGAGGAGUCCUCGGAGGAGGACUACAGCGACGAGUCUGACGAGGACUCGAGCGAGGAGUCCGACGAGGACGAUGAAGACUCUGAGGAAGAAGAAGAAGAAGAAGAGGAAGAGGAAGAAGAGAAGGGAGAAGAAGAGGGAAAGGAAUCCAAGGUGUUCCCGAAAUUCCAGAGCUUCGCCCGACCGGGUCCCGGCUUCGGCCAGAAGAUCCGGAAGCCCUCCUACCCGUACCCGUACUCGCGAUGAGGCCCGCCCUUCCCGCAGCAACGCUCAGGUCGAUAUUCCUCCGCGCGCGAAGGGCAUGUUCGCCCUUGUCGCACCUCUCCUUAAGGCCCAUUUUUCUCCGCUGAAUCCUCGCAGUGACGCCCCUCUGGCCCGUAGUCUCGGGCCUCGCAUCCGAAAGACGCUUCUGGUUUGCAGCAACGAGUGGAAAUCUGUACAUUCUCCUUCCCUUCUCGUUCCUACUCGUUUCCCGCUCGUAUAGAAUGACCGGGCGACUCUGGCUGGACCGCUUGCUCAAUUGACAACUGAUUCUCAGAGGUUCGACUUGCAGAACAUUAAAUCUAUCUAGAAUCGUCCACACUCACCUGGAUGGUAGUGCGGUCAGUAAUGUAUGUAAAUAAUUUCCCUAUCAUCAGUGGUACCGCAAAUCAAUUAAUGAAAUAAAGAUCAUGAAAAUCAAGACUCAAAACAAAAAGAAAAAGGAAAAGGGUCACCAGUCGCCGCACUAGAGCAUUGAGUAUCUCGGUAGCUUAUCUUCCUCUCACCUCUCACCUCUCCGUCGACUCUGCUGUCAAGGCACGCUUAUAGAUAUCCAGAUGUUUAAAUAUUUAAUUUACCAUAUAUAUAAUGAUGUACAAAUAGUUGCCCCUCGAUAUUGUACAGGCUUCGGCAAGACGCUAAUUCUUAUAGAACUGAUAUUUAUAUUUUUAUACUCAUCAACUUUAUGGCAAUAAAGCUUGA